Messenger RNA from Xyrichtys novacula (pearly razorfish), 3480 nucleotides. NCBI's taxonomy places the organism in Eukaryota, Metazoa, Chordata, Actinopteri, Labriformes, Labridae. The record is from the annotation of a GenBank genome assembly.
UUCCGGUUUGCCAGUCACAACUUAACACCUAUGUCGCUGAGUUUAGUUUCUAUCGAGACUUUUUAGACACUACAAGUUUGAAGGAGCCACUUCCUCAAGUGAGAACGUGAGAACAGCGACAGCUCUUUAAAAGUUCGCCGUGUCGAAGAUGCCUUUGCUGGUGACAGACUACUCGUGGACACAGACAGAGUCGAUGGUUUACAUCAGUGUGCCUUUAAAGGGAGCCACAGUCGGGAAAGUGGACAUCCUGUCCACAGACGAAUACAUCAAGGUAAAGAUACAGGAUAAUACAGGCUUGACGAGGCAAACGUGAAAUUACCUGCUUUAGCCACUUAGAAACCAUACAUAUCAUAAUGUUUCACAUGUUGCUGCGUCGUUCGCGUUUUUCCAGGCUCUUUGUUACCUAGUACUCAUGGAGGAUAAGGUAAAAUAGGCCUAAUUAGUCUCAAAAGUUUAGAUGUUUACCUUUUGAACCAUCUCUGGUGUUUCUCCAUAUAAUUGCUUAAAUGAUUCCCUCGUCCUUGUCUUACAGGUGCAUCACCUAUCACAUGUGCACGUUUUGAAUGGGCUUGUUUCUCUCAGUUUGAAUAUGCAAAAUUCUUCCCACUUUCUUGUCUUGAAGGUCCAUUACCCACCAUAUCUGUUCGAGGCCUUCCUGUUUGAGCCUGUUGAUGAUGCCAGAAGCACAGCAAAGGUCGGAAAUGGAGCUGCAGUGAUCUGUUUGCCAAAGAGGACCAACAAAAUAUGGGAGCAUCUAGUGAUGGCUACAGGUAAAAGAAACUUGCUCACAUUGCAAACAGUGGUUCACAUUGUGUUGUAUGUCCUUCUUCUUGAAAAGACAUACAAUGUGAAGAAAUGUGAAAUGGAAAUGUAAAGACAAAAUCCAAUAACAGAUUAUAUUUUUUGUCUAUAUGGUGAUAUGAGCAUCUGCUAGAUCAGUGGUUCUCAAGUUCAGUCCUCGAGGCCCACUGUCCUGCAUGUUUUGGAUGUUUCCCUGCUCCAACACACCUGAUUCAAAUUAUCAGCUCGUUAUCAAGCUCUGCAAUGGCUUAAUAACGAGCUGAUCAUUUGAAUCAGGUGUGUUGGAGCAGGGAAACAUCCAAAACAUGCAGGACAGUGGGCCUCGAGGACUGGACUUGAGAACCACUGUGCUAGAUUAACAUAAUUUUUGUUUGUUUGUUCUUUGUUUGAAGGUUUUGUCUGUUUUUGUUGUUUGCAUCCUGGUACCAAAAAAUGUAUAUGUAUAUAUUCCUUUGGUGGGCAAAAUGACUAAAAGUGUAAUUUGUUCACUUCGUCCUGGUCCAUUCAAACGUUCUAGCCACUGUUUCCAAACAAAAAUACAUGUAAUUUUGAUAAUAACUGCAGUUAUUAUCACAAACCAGGGGAGGAAUCAGGUAUUCCUUGUCUUUGUAAACAACUGAACUGUGUUUAUUGAAUCAACUUUCUUCAGAUGAUAAAGAAACAAAGAAAGUGAUCAGAGAGAGGGCUCUGUUGAAAUACCAAGAAAAGCUUUCUUCAGAGUCUAAAUCCAAAGCAGAAAAACAGCAUGCAGAGAAGAAGUUUGCACUGGAGACAAUGAUGAAGGUAACAUAUUCAGUGGUACAACCUUUAAUCUCCAGACAUGUGGUUUCACAUUUGAAGGACUCACAUAAAGACUGUUAUACUCAUUUUCAGCUUGAAAAGGAGGAAAGAGACAGUAUCCAGAAAAUGAAGGAUGCUGAGCGAGAGAGAACCACAACAGAGCUGGCAGCAUGGCAGCUAAGAGAGAAAGAAAAGUUGGAGGAAGAAACAAAAGUGAGACUCCAAAGUCAGAGAGAAGAUCAAAACAGAGUGAAAGUUGUGACGAACAAGCAGGAAAAAGGAUCUUCAGGUGGAGGAAAGGUCAAACAAAGUAGGUACAUGUCCAGUGUGGUCAAAAUUUCUCGUACAUCUGUUGAAUUUAGUAUAUCAAUUAAUAUAUUAUUGUGUGCAGCUCCAAAAAGUAACAGUGUAGACAGUCCCAAGAAAAAACAAGUGGACCUGCCUGCUCCAAGAAGUGCUGGAAACAUUCAGGUCUCAUUUACUCAUCGAGUUUUCCCAACAGCCCUCAGGGAGUCAAGGAUUCAAGAGGAGGAAGAGGUGAGAGUGUUUUAUGACUCUUUGUUAUCUACAAGUUUAUCCUUGAGGCAACACAGUGAGCAUGAUAUAUUGAGGGAUAUUAAAAUCAAAUUGCUCAGCACAUUAAACAUGCAAAGAUUCCCAUGAGUCACCUUAAAAGAUGUGAGACCAUUGAGACAAGCAAAUCUAAAUAAUAUGGGGGACAGAAAUCAAUUUUCUUUUUAUUUGUGUUUAGCACUGAAAAGCGCACGAUGAGGUCAAGUUGCAUCUUAGUUAUAGAGUUGUGUUGCAGCACAGAAUUUUAUUUGCGUAGAAAUAAACAGUAAUUUAAUCUAUCUGCAGAGACUUUUUUGAAGGACCUGAAUGGGGCAAUUUCUAAAAUUAAAACCUUGCCAAAAAUAACAUUUUAAAAAUGAAAUUGUUCUCUGAUUUAAGCCUAGAGAAGGAAUCAGCACUAAGAUUUGACUUUAUUUUCUAACAACCAGUGGCUCCAAAGGCAAGCUGAGGCAAGGCGUGCAUUAACUGUCAAUAUAGAGGAGCUGACGGACCUGAAGGAGGAGCAGAGGAACCAUGACUGGUUGAAAGAGAAAGGAGAGUGAGUAAAGUAAACUCUUUCUCCUGUUUUUCAGUCCUGUGUGUCUUCAACAUCUGAAUAACCAAAUCUACUAUUCUCAGCAAAUGUUUUAUGACUGGAGACUACCUCGGAGCAGUGAACGCCUACAGCCUGGCUAUCAGGCUGAACAGAAAAAUCCCAGCUCUGUUUUCAAACAGGGCUGCAUGUCACCUGAAGUUAAAGAACCUGCACAAGGCCAUUGAGGACGCUUCUCAGGUCUGUAGCUUUACAUUAUCUGUAUUCAACUGCAUACCACUGCAUGUUGGGUAAUGAAUAAAGCUGUACCUUGUUUGUUAACUGUUUCCAUGUAACAAUUUUUGUAUGUAUUCUAGUUAUCUGAAGCUUUGAGUUUAUAGCUUUAUGUAAAGUAAACUUAAAAAAUCCUGUUCCUCUAUAGGCCCUCGAUUUGUUGACUCCACCAGUUUCUGCAAACGCAGCUGCUAGAGCCAGAGCCCAUGUCCGCAGAGGAUCUGCUUUCUGCCAGCUGGAGCUCUAUGCAGAAGGUAUGAACAGCAACUGUUAUCUUGGUGGUGUAGAAAUUUUUAUUUUAAAGAUGAAACCACACAGUUCAUAUGCUGGCAGAGUUAGGAUUUAUCUCUGUGGCAUGUUAUUCAGUAACAUGUCAUGUGUGUCCUCAGGGUUGCAAGACUACCAAGCUGCUCUGAAGAUUGACCCUCACAGUGAGGCACUGCAAGCAGACACCCAGAGAAUCACAGACAUAAUACAAGGCACAGCAAAGUGAGAUGCAGCAAGAAUCUCUGAUAGUCUCA